AUGGCCUGCUCCUCGUCUGGCUGCGAUUCCGGCAGUAUCUGGUGCCCGCCAACUCCUCCCCCGACGUUCAACUCCGCCGUCAUCCACGGAUGGCUCGCCGACCAGCCGGUCUCGCCCCGCCUGCUUCAUUCUGACCGAAAACGCUCCCGCAGACCAUUGUCACAGGCAUCACAACCCAAGCGACCCCAACCGCUCCAGCCUACCCAUGCGAACAUAAGCCGUCGCUCGCCGCGACGGAAGGAUAGCACAGAGCAAUUGUCCCCAAGUAGGAAAGCUCUUGGCAGGGAACGCGAUGUCUUCUCGGACGACGGCUACAUGGAGGAGAAUGCUGUCUUGCGAGACACUGCAACAACGCCAAAGCCAACCAGGCGGGGUCAACAGCGUGGACUGACCCAGCCGCCGCUGGAUCUGGCUACUUUCUCCGCCAUCCAUCGUCCAGACAAUAUCACCCCUUCCGGCUCGUACACUGAUGCGCUCGCUCACCAUCCUAUCCUCCCCCAAUCCAACACCAAUUCAAGCAGCUCCUCCGUACAAUCUAGGAAGUCCAAGUCGAAGCGGGCAAUGAGUCCGGCCAAGAAUUACAGUGACCUGCAGCUCUUGAACAAGCCGGUCAAAUACGGCGUUAUGGAUGCGGAGCGGGAGGACCUGCCAGAAGACAUACGCGUGCUCAUCGAGGAUCUCCAGACGCUCUGCAAAAAUGAUCGCAUCACUGGCGCGAAGAAACGCUCCCACUGGACGUACGAGACAGGUCGUGACGAGCUCGAUCUCAUGAUCGAAUUGGAUAUGGUAAGAAGGGUGCAAGCCGCGGCUGUUUCGCUGUCCACCACUGGGGCCCAUGAGCCGCAGUGGUAUUGCUCGGUGCAGUGGCCCAUUUUGGACAUGAUUUUCCGUCACCAGUCUUAUAUCGAGCCCAAGCAGAUAUCACACGCCCUCCCUAUCAAAGAAUGUCUACCCCAAGCCGGCGAACGGUAUUCUGAAUCCCAACUCGUCGACUUCGCCAUCAACCUCAUCCCGCAAUCCGUCUCCAACGACUCUCUUUCAGGAUGGCUGAGAAGUCAGCCUAAUACCACUCGCACCGUUAAUCAAUCCCUCUACGCCCCACUCUGCCGACAUCCUACUAUGAUAUCCGUCGAGGUCAAGGUCAAUAGGACUGAGGAAGAGGCCCGGGUCCAAAUCGGUAUCUGGCUGAGUGCGUGGCAUGAGCGGGUUGGCCAGCUUAGUGCUAAUGAGGGUCACCGGGUUAUUACGUUGCCGGUCAUUAUUGUGUUAAACCACUAUUGACAUCUCUAUUUAGCGGUUGAUAAGGGCUCACACAUUGAAAUCCUGCAGUUUACAGAAAGCAUGGGCGAUACUUUGUCGCUUGUGAAAGUUUAUCGGAUACUCGCUGUACUCCGGCGUCUAGGCGAGUGGGGAUUGGAAACCUUUGAGCCUUGGUUUAAGGCGACAUUUUUUGACCUUACAUAGUCAUGACUCCUAGCUUCCUAGUCCUAACCUCUUAAAUAAGUCUGGUGGCUUAGUGCUGUAGGGAUCAGCAUCCUCGCAUACCACGUGCGGUUUGAACCCACUAUGCUGUUGGCAGCACCUAUGUGUCACGCUGCCCAAGCUUAAGUCGGCCCUCUUGCUAAGAAUUUGCACAGCCACAGGUCUCUCAGCUAUAAGCACGCCG
Lindgomyces ingoldianus is the source of this 1666-nucleotide messenger RNA. RefSeq lists its product as uncharacterized. The transcript is spliced from 5 exons. Bases 1 to 1281 code for a protein of 426 amino acids. The record is from RefSeq and is a predicted model, not a curated record. NCBI's taxonomy places the organism in Eukaryota, Fungi, Ascomycota, Dothideomycetes, Pleosporales, Lindgomycetaceae.